GCUAAUGCUACUCAACCGUUUCCAGGUAGUGUUGGCUGAUACUCAGGACAGGAAUGGGAUGGUAAAAACAAACUGCACAGCUAGUUAGAACAGACAACCAAGUAAAAAAAACACCUCUGGCCCAAUAUUGGGGCGCUUUUCCUCCAGAUUUCAGAGCUAACUCCACAGGAUAUGACGUCUUACCUCCACCUCUUGUCCAUCACAGCUCAGAGGGUCCAGUCUAUAUACAGUCUAUGGGGCCAGUUUAAUUUCACAGGGUGGCCCUUUAAACGUUGCUAAAAGGGACAGACAGCUUAAACAACCCACCUUUUAGGCCUUUUAGCUUAAAAAUGGCCCAGCUACAGGCCUGUUUGCAGCCUGACAACAACUACAAUCGUCUGCUAAUCGGAUAGCGCGAGGGACUUUGAGUGACUUGCAGCUAGCUAACGUUACGCAGCUGUGUGAAACCGAAGCUAAUCGGCUACCUAACAUUAGCUAAAGCGGCUCGCUUUGCCAUAUGAUAUUGACGCACAUUGUACAGGGGAAAGACCUCUACAGAAAGCGACCUGAUCGGCGAUAAAUAAACCGGUGAAAUGGACAAAGAAGAAGCAGACCGGCUGAUCGAGAAGGCGAAGCUGUGUUUACGGUCCGGACGGAAAGAUCGGGCGCUGCAGCUGCUAUAUGAAGCCCAGAAUAUUUAUCCCAGCACCCGGGCCAGAGUGCUGAUAGAUGCCAUAGUAAAGAACGGAGGCACAGAUGGGCCACAAGCAAACCACGUGCCCCCACCGUCAGGCUGGAGAGACGAGGACAUUAGAAACAAUGAAACAAGUCAUGCAGGUGGUGAUGAGAAGAAGAGCUACACCGAGGAUCAACGCCAGGGUGUUCUCAGAAUAAAGAAUUGCAAGGACUUUUAUGAAAUUCUCGGUGUUCCCAAAAAUGCAAGUGAUGAAGAUUUGAAGAAGGCGUACAGAAAGUUAGCCCUCAAGUUUCACCCCGACAAGAACUUUGCUCCAGGAGCCACAGAUGCUUUCAAAGCAAUAGGCAAUGCAUAUGCAGUGCUGAGCAAUCCAGAGAAGAGGCAGCAGUAUGAUCAAUAUGGAACUCAAUCUGCAGCUUCGAACGCACCCCAGCACUCCAACACCUACAGCCGCCAUGGAUACUACCGAAGCUUCCACAGAGACUUUGAGGCCGACAUUUCCCCCGAGGAACUCUUCAACAUUUUCUUCGGAGGAAGAUUUCCAACAGGAAAUAUCCAUGUUUACACCAACCAGGGAGCCUCCUACUCUCAGUUCUAUCAGCCUCGUCGUCGACGUGCUUAUGAGAGGCGCGAGGAGGUGGUGGAGGAAAACCAGAGUCAGAACACCUUCACAGCGCUCCUGCAGCUUCUCCCUGUGCUGGUGCUAAUCCUCAUAUCAGUGUUUACGCAGAUGAUGGCCACUAACCCGCCCUACAGUCUCUUCUAUAAGCCGGCCAUGGGGCUGGUGGUGUCGAGGGAAACGCAGCACAUGGGCGUGCCAUACUAUGUGGAUAAAAGUUUUGAGAAGGAAUACCGUGGGGCUGCACUGGAUGAACUAGAGAAAACCAUUGAGAGCGACUAUAUCGAACACCUGCAGAGCAGCUGCUGGAAAGAGAAGCAGCAAAAAUCAGACUUGGCAAACCUUGGACAACUGUACAGAGACGAACGGUUAAAGCAGAAGGCAGAGUCAAUGAGGCUGGACAACUGUGAGAAACUGCAUCGAUUGGUUGGGCGUCAGAGAGGCAAAUGAGGACGGUUUUAGAGGAGAACAAGUUUCUUUACAGACUUUAACAAAAAUGCAUUUUAUUGAAGUGUGUAAUUUGUCCAAUCUGGCCACUUUGUAAAGAAAUCUCUUUUAGGUACAGCGCAGUCAGUGGGAGAUAAUGCCACUGGAAACAAUGUGCCUUCUCUCCUCUUUGAUGGUAGAAAACAGUUGCAUGCUGGCUGCAGACCCUGCCUGUGGUGGCAGCAGCAUCGAGUGCAAACUCACUGUGGCAGUGUGUAUGAUGUCUCAGAGCCUUUAAACUUUCUUAUAGAAAUGGCAUGACAUACGGGGUCUCCCUUUGGGGUUAUGAAGGCAGUAGUAUGUUCACACAUACAUGUUUUAUUUGUUUAGGUUUUUGUAGUUUACCUAUAUUUAAUUUAUUGAAUAUUUUGUGUCCUCGCUGAACUUUUAGGUGUAUUUAUUUAUUAGUUUGUAGAGUGAAUGUUACUUGAGCAUCUUUUUUUUUUCUGUAGGAAAUAAUGAAGUACAGUGACUUAAAUAAUACGGUAGUCUUUGGACAAAUCUAAGAGCUUCUGUACUGUGAAAUGACAGGAACUUACAACAUAGACAAAUCUAUCUAUACUGUGGUUAAUCAGACAAUAGGCGGUACAGUAGAGUCAAAUUUUACAAUUCAUGACCACAUUUUUCUGAUUGUGUUCUCGUCAAAGGUUUUUUACUUGCCAAAAAAUGAGCUGUCUCCUACAGCAGAGCUUCCUGCUCCCCACACUGCUGCUUGCAUAGGUGUCCAAUACAUUGGUCAUUAAGCUUCUGCCGUUCAAGAAGUUAUUCAGUGUUUUUAGCUGCAGGCCUAUGUUUGAGGAAUGAUUGUUGUGCUGCAAAAAGAGGCCACAUUUCCAAGGUUUGUCACUAGCAGGGAGACCAGAUCAACCAAAAAGCCUAUUCACAGUCCCGACCAGUGUUCUGGUGUACUGAGUAAAUAUGGGACGCUCCAUUGUGAGCAACAUCUGUAAGGUUGCCGGGGCUUAAAUGGCAUAAAAUACUUUCUUUCCCUAAAGUGCGCACAGCACAAUUUAUUGUGUUGUCAUAAAAAAAGCAGUUUGGCCCUUGUUUUCUACAUUCUGCACCUUCAUUAAUUUUAUAAAGAAGACACAUCUUAUUUGAAAAUAUCAUGUAAAACUAAAUUUACUAAUUGAAACCUUGUUUAUGUUUAAUUCUAUUAAAUAUCUAUGGAUAUCAUUUUUUUUCUCCUUUCAGCAAGGAAACCAGAAGAGCGACUUUAAUUUUGAGCAAAAACGCUAAGUUUGUUAAGUCUUUAUACCAACCACAGGUGAUUCAAACCCUAUACACAUCUGGAUAGUGUUUCUGUGCACUGAGACUGCCAAACUGCCUUAGCUGUUCACAUACUUAUAUAAGUAUUCAGGUUCAUUUCAUGCACUUUUCAGUUAAUAUUUAAUCCUGUGUGUCCUAUUGUUACUGUUGCAUGCACCCCUAGUGAGAGUGUGUUAUUAGUUACGUAUUUAUUUUUCAGCGAACACAUCAUGACUACUGACGCACUAAAUGUUAAGUGAUUAGAAUAUCCAGGUUCAGACAGUAAAUCACAAACGUAAAAACCUUAACUGUGAUGCACAAAAAAAUCAGGUUUUUGGUAUCAGUCAGUGUGGUAUUACACUUAAGAAAAACUGCAGAAUUCAGUUUUCAGCCAAAUAAACCUGAAAUUAAAGAUGUAACCAGAUUA
This is a messenger RNA of Centropristis striata (black sea bass), 3456 nucleotides long. RefSeq names its product DnaJ (Hsp40) homolog, subfamily C, member 18 (gene dnajc18). Gene Ontology annotation, biological process: cellular response to misfolded protein. Gene Ontology annotation, molecular function: Hsp70 protein binding. The transcript is spliced from 8 exons. Lineage: Eukaryota; Metazoa; Chordata; Actinopteri; Perciformes; Serranidae. The record is from RefSeq and is a predicted model, not a curated record. Gene Ontology annotation, cellular component: endoplasmic reticulum membrane. Bases 573 to 1745 code for a protein of 390 amino acids.